UCCCUUUCUCCUCCGAUUCAUUUUUCUCUACACAGUCAGACUAAGAGUCCUCAAAAAGCAAAAUUUAUCCAGAAAAUGGCGGCUGCUCUCCGCGCUCUCAUGCUCUCUCACUCCCCUCCACUUGACGCUUUGGUCGUUCCUUCCGAGGAUUAUCACCAGAGCGAAUACGUAUCCGCGAGGGACAAACGGCGCGAAUUCGUGUCUGGUUUCACCGGAAGCGCUGGAUUGGCACUUAUAACAGCAAAUGAGGCUUUACUUUGGACAGAUGGAAGGUAUUUUUUGCAGGCAGAGCAGGAGCUUACAAAUGAGUGGAAGCUCAUGCGUUCAGGAGAAGACCCAGCUGUUGAUGUCUGGAUGGCUGAUAAUCUGCCAACUGAUGCUGCUAUUGGUAUUGAUCCUUGGUGCAUAUCGGUUGAUACUGCACAUAAGUGGGAGCGUGCUUUUGCUAAGAAGCAACAAAAAUUGAUCCAGACGACUACUAACUUGGUAGAUGAAGUUUGGACUAGUCGACCCCCACCCGAGGCAAAUCCUGUUGUUGUGCACCCAAUUAAGUUUUCUGGUUGUUCUGUUGAAGAUAAGCUGAAGCAGUUGAGGGAAGAGCUUCUGCAAGAAAAAGCCCGUGCUAUUGUACUUUCUGCAUUGGAUGAGGUAGCAUGGCUGUUCAAUGUUCGUGGGUCUGAUGUUUCCUAUUCUCCUGUUGUUCAUGCAUUUGCUAUAGUCACAUCAACUGCAGCUUUCUUUUACGUUGACAAACGAAAGGUGUCUUCUGAGGUGGGGUCUUAUUUGGAGAAAAAUGGUAUUGAGUUGCGUGAUUACAGUGAAGUGAGCUCCGAUGCAGUGUUACUUGCAUCUGACCAGCUUAUGUCUGCCAAGAAAGCUAAAGAAAUGGUAAGCGAUGCCACAGAGACAGCAUCUGGUGGUAUCAAUAAUUCUGCAGAAGAGAAAAGCAAUGACCUCAUAUGGGUUGACCCUGGGACGUGUUGCUUUGCUUUGUAUUCAAAACUGAACCAGGAUAAGGUUUUCCUGCAAUCCUCUCCUUUGGCCCUUGCGAAAUCCCUUAAGAAUCCUGUUGAGAUACAAGGACUGAAGAAUGCACAUGUACGUGAUGGGGCAGCUGUGGUACAAUAUCUUAUUUGGCUGGAUAAACAGAUGCAGGAAAUUUAUGGAGCAUCCGGUUACUUUAUUGACAGCGAGGUCAACGAUAAGGUUCAACUGAGGACAACAAAACUCACUGAGGUGUCUGUAAGUGAUAAACUCGAGGAAUUCCGUGCAUCUAAAGAGCAUUUUAGGGGGCUGAGUUUUCCAACUAUCUCAUCAGUUGGCCCAAAUGGUGCAAUCAUCCAUUAUAAUCCAGAGCCGGAAACAUGUGCCGAACUAGACCCCAAUCAGAUGUACCUUUGUGAUUCAGGAGCACAGUAUCUAGAUGGAACAACUGACAUUACACGGACUGUCCAUUUUGGAAAACCUACUUCACAUGAGAAAGCCUGUUAUACCGCGGUUCUUAAGGGACACAUUGGCCUGGGAAAUGCUCGAUUUCCAAGCGGAACCACUGGUCAUGUACUUGAUGUUCUUGCACGUGUUCCUUUGUGGAAGUAUGGUCUUGACUACAGGCAUGGCACUGGUCAUGGGAUAGGCUCUUACCUAAAUGUUCAUGAAGGUCCUCAUCAAAUCAGUUUCAGGCCACCUGCUCGGCAUGUGCCAUUACAAUCUUCAAUGACUGUGACAGAUGAACCCGGUUAUUAUGAGGAUGGAAACUUUGGCAUAAGGUUGGAGAACGUUCUUCUAGUAAAAGAAGCAGAUACAAAAUUCAAUUUUGGUGACAAGGGUUACUUGUCUUUUGAGCAUAUUACAUGGGCACCAUAUCAAACGAAGUUGAUCGAUACAAGCCUCCUCGUGCCUGAAGAAGUCGAAUGGCUGAACAGCUACCACAUUAGAUGCAGGGAAAUCCUUGCUCCACAUUUGAAUACUCCUGAGAUGAAAUGGCUGGAGAAAGCUACUGAACCGAUCAGUGCUUGAGUUGAGAUCGUUUCAAUAUUUAUUCUUAGCAUUAGAAUAUUGGAACGAUGUAGUUUCUUUUUUCUUAAGUUAUAAAUUGUGAUUGUUGAAUCUACAAAGGCAUGGAUGGUUUCAUAUUUGAUUCUGGACCCGAUUUCGAUUUCGAA
Messenger RNA from Salvia hispanica, 2162 nucleotides. RefSeq names its product aminopeptidase P1 (gene APP1). NCBI's taxonomy places the organism in Eukaryota, Viridiplantae, Streptophyta, Magnoliopsida, Lamiales, Lamiaceae. Gene Ontology annotation, molecular function: metalloaminopeptidase activity. The record is from RefSeq and is a predicted model, not a curated record.